UGUAAGUCCGCCCGCACAUACAGCCAGAGAAACGCAUCCGGUGUUGAGCAUUUCCACGAACAGGUGGUGGGUGUCCUGUGGGUGCCCCCCUCACGCGCACGGAGCAAGGACGUUGUGCGUUCUGCUCGGAGAGAGGCGAACAGGGGCCCGAGGCGGAGCAGACGGAGCGCGUAGGCAAGGCGGGAAGGGAGAGCCACCGUCAACUCGACGGGAGCGACGACGGAUUCGGGCGAGGUGGCGAGCGCGCGGGGGCUUGAUCAAAGGAGGGCCGCGUGGAGCUGAUGCGCGUCGCACAGAGCCACGCCGGCACACCGCGGGAGGUAUGAAAGGCGACGGCGGCGGCGGCGCCGUCGCAGGCGUGGCGGUGGCGAGGAGAGGCGGCCAUCGGAGUGCGCGCUUCCGCAGUUAAAGCCCCCAACCGCUUAACCGAACGAGCCCGGGCUGUCACGUUUCGCUAAUUAUCCAAGCGGACGAAGACCAUACGUGACACUGCAACCGGGGCCCACCGUCGUCCGGGCCCACCUGUCAUUCACACGUCUUUUUUCCUUUUAAACGCACUAGAUCCGCCUCGUUGGCAUUCUGCCACGCCAUAGUUACCAUGGCUUCCUCCGCUUGUCCCACUCCACUUCUCCUGCUGCUGCUCCCGCUCGCCGCCGCCGCCGCCUCGCUCCCGCCGCUGCCGCUCUCGACGGCGUCGCGGUGGGUGGUGGGCGCGGACGGGCGGCGCGUGAAGCUGGCGUGCGCGAACUGGGCGUCGCACCUGGAGCCCGUGGCGGCGGAGGGCCUGUCGCGCCGCGGCGUGGGGGACAUCGCGGCGCGCGUGGCGGCGAUGGGGUUCAACUGCGUCAGGCUCACCUGGCCGACCUACCUCGCCACCAACGCCACGCUGGCGAGCCUGCCGCUGCGGUGGUCGCUGGAGCGCUUUGGCAUGCGGGAGUCCGUCGCCGGCGUCCGGGUCAACAACCCCGGACUCCUUGACCUGCCCCUCAUCGAUGUGUUCCAGGAAGUAGUGUCAGCUUUGGCCAGGAACAAUAUUAUGGUCAUACUUGAUAACCAAAUGACCACUCCAGGAUGGUGCUGCAGCACAACUGAUGGUAAUGGCUUCUUUGGUGACAAGUACUUUGACCCAGAAGAAUGGUUGAAUGGCCUCAAGACAAUGGCAACAAUGUUUAGGAAAACAAAAAAUGUUGUGGGCAUGAGCUUGAGGAACGAACUCCGGGGCCCCUAUGAAAAUGUUAGUUUGUGGUACAGGUACAUGAAGGAGGGUGCUGAAUCUGUGCAUACAGCAAAUCCUGACGUCCUUGUUAUCUUGUCGGGCCUGGAAUUCGACAACACUCUCAACUUCGUGGUCCCAAAUCAAAUUCACCUAUCAUUUACUGGAAAGUUAGUCUUUGAGCAGCAUUGGUAUGGUUUCUCAGAUGGUGGCAACUGGGAAUCUCAGAACCAAAAUGAUGUUUGUGGGAUGGUUGUUGGUUUCAUAAAGAAUAAAGGACUUUUCCUACUUCAGCAAGGCUGGCCAUUGUUUUUCUCCGAGUUUGGGUUUGAUAUGUCUGGCACACACACCGGGGACAACCGCUAUCUCACUUGCUUCUUAAGUGUGGCAGCUGAAAUGGAUCUGGACUGGGCUAUUUGGGCUCUGCAAGGGAGUUACUAUAUCAGAGAGGGCACUCUAGCUUAUGAUGAAUCAUAUGGAUUGCUAUCAUGGGAUUGGUGUACAGCUAGAAAUCCCAGUUUUAUUAAAAGGAUCAAUUCUCUGCAAUCACCAUUUCAAGGCCCUGGACUACCGAACAGCCAAGAACCUUACAACGUAAUAUUCCAUCCUCUAUCCGGGCUUUGUGUCGUGGUGAAAUCAUCAGAGGCACUUGAGUUGGGUCCAUGUGAUGAAUCAAACGCUUGGAACUACACAUCAACACACGAGUUGGUACUGCAACACACUGGUCAAUGCCUCCAGGUCAAGUCUGUCGGUGAGAAUGCACAGCUUGGGACCGAUUGCAGCAAAUCCAGUUCAAAGUGGCAGCUAAUAUCAAAUUCAGGAAUGCAUGUUUCGACUGAACUCACUAAAAAUGGAACCAGAGUAUGCCUGGAUGCCACUCCUGAUGGUAUCAUCACAACAAAUCCGUGCAAGUGCCUAACCGGAGAUCCAAAUUGCAAUCCUGAGAGCCAGUGGUUCAAAAUUAUAUUAAGCAGUAGACACACAGGCACCUCCAUUUUGCAGUUGCCAUCUGAUGGUCCCUGGUCUCCAACAUCAUCUAGUUAACCAUGGCACUAUUUCGAAAAUAUCCUGAUUGCGUGUGGUGGAUGAAUAUGACAGAGUAAGGGCCAAGUUCCACCUAGUUAAUCAAGGCAAUUGGAUGACUAUAUUAUUGUAAUUUGUAAAAUAAUACACAGAACUCCACAUGUAUAUAGUGAUGCCAUUGAAUUCACUUGUGCCUUGUUCUAUAGAGUUCUGUUGAAACAUGUCCUAUGUGUACAAAAACUAGAGAGAAUAAAAGGAAUGUACAGAAAAAUACCAUGCUUGUUCUCUGAUAUACUAUAUAGAAUAAAAAGUGUUAGUAUUUUACGGUUGGUAUA
This is a messenger RNA of Oryza sativa Japonica Group (Japanese rice), 2571 nucleotides long. Its product is annotated as glycosyl hydrolase 5 family protein. Gene Ontology annotation, molecular function: hydrolase activity, hydrolyzing O-glycosyl compounds. The record is from RefSeq and is a predicted model, not a curated record. Lineage: Eukaryota; Viridiplantae; Streptophyta; Magnoliopsida; Poales; Poaceae.